AUGAGGGGCCAGGCCGCCGCCCCGGGCCCCCUCCGGACCCUGUGCCCCCCACUGCUGCUGGUGCUGCUGGUGCUGGGGCGCCGGGCGCGGGCGGCCAUGGGGGCAGACGCGGGGCCCGGGGCCGAGCCGUGUGCCACGCUGGUGCAGGGCAAGUUCUUCGGCUACUUCUCGGCGGCCGCCGUGUUCCCCGCCAACGCCUCGCGCUGCUCCUGGACCCUGCGCAACCCUGACCCUCGGCGCUACACGCUCUACAUGAAGGUGGCCAAGGCGCCCACGCCCUGUGGCGGCCCUGGCCGCGUCCGCACCUACCAGUUCGACUCCUUCCUGGAGUCCACACGCACCUACCUGGGCGUGGAAAGCUUCGAUGAGGUACUGCAGCUCUGUGACCCCUCGGCGCCCCUGGCCUUCCUGCAGGCCAGCAAGCAGUUCCUGCAGAUGCUGCGCCAGCAGCCACCUCUGGACCGAGGCCCCCGGCUGCUGGGGGGUCCCCCGGGCCCCAGCGACGACUUCUCCGUGGAGUACCUGGUCGUGGGCAACCGCAACCCCAGCCGGGCCGCCUGCCAGAUGCUGUGCCGCUGGCUGGAUGCCUGUCUGGCGGGCAGCCGCAGCUCCCACCCCUGCGGCAUCAUGCAGACCCCCUGUGCCUGCGUGGGCGGGGACACCGGCGACCCUGCCCCCGGCUCCCUGGCCCCCCGCGGGGAUGUCUGCCUGAGGGACGGCAUGGCUGGCGGCCCUGAGAACUGCCUCACCAGCCUGACCCAGGAUCAGGGCGGGGAUGGCGCAGCAGGUGGCUGGAAGCUGUGGUCCCUGUGGGGCGAGUGCACUCGGGACUGCGGGGGAGGCCUACAGACGCGGACGCGCACCUGCCUGCCGGCUCCCGGCACCGAGGGCCGCGGCUGCGAGGGGGUGCUGGAGGAGGGCCGCCUGUGCAACCGCAAGGCCUGCGGCCCGGCCAGCCGCACCAGCUCCCGAAGCCAGUCCUUGCGAUCCACAGACGCUCGGCGGCGCGAGGAGCCGGGGGAGGAGCUGCAGCAGUUCGGGUUCCCGUCCCCACAGACAGGUGACCCCGCAGCCGAGGAGUGGUCCCCGUGGAGCGUGUGCUCCAGCACCUGCGGCGAGGGCUGGCAGACCCGCACGCGCUUCUGCGUGUCCUCUUCCUACAGCACGCAGUGCAGCGGGCCCCUGCGCGAGCAACGGCUGUGCAACAACUCGGCGGUGUGUCCAGUGCAUGGCGCCUGGGACGAGUGGUCGCCUUGGAGCCUCUGCUCCAGCACCUGUGGCCGUGGCUUCCGAGACCGCACGCGCACCUGCAGGCCCCCCCAGUUUGGAGGCAACCCCUGUGAGGGCCCUGAGAAGCAAACUAAGUUUUGCAACAUUGCCCUGUGUCCUGGUAGGGCCGUGGACGGAAACUGGAACGAGUGGUCAGGCUGGAGCGCGUGCUCCACCAGCUGCUCCCAGGGCCGACAGCAGCGCACACGGGAGUGCAACGGACCUUCCUACGGGGGCGCCGAAUGCCAGGGCCACUGGGUGGAGACUCGAGACUGCUUCCUCCAGCAGUGCCCAGUGGAUGGCAAGUGGCAGGCCUGGGCAUCGUGGGGCGGCUGCAGUGUCACGUGUGGGGGCGGCACACAGCGACGGGCGCGCGCCUGCUCCGGCCCAUUCUUCGGGGGGGCAGCCUGCCGGGGCCCGCAGGAUGAGUUUCGGCAGUGUGGCGCCCAGCGGUGUCCUGAGCCCCAUGAGAUCUGUGAUGAGGACAACUUUGGCACGGUGGUCUGGAAAGAGACUCCGGCAGGAGAGGUGGCUGCCGUCCGGUGUCCCCGCAAUGCCACAGGCCUCAUCCUGCGACGCUGUGAGCUGGACGAGGAGGGCAUCGCCUACUGGGAGCCCCCCACCUACAUCCGUUGUGUCUCCAUCGACUACCGGAACAUCCAGAUGAUGACCCGGGAGCACCUGGCGAAGGCUCAGCGUGGGCUGCCUGGGGAGGGAGUCUCCGAGGUGAUUCAGACGCUGGUGGAGAUCUCCCAGGACGGGACCAGCUACAGUGGGGACCUUCUUUCCACCAUUGAUGUCCUGAGGAAUAUGACGGAGAUCUUCCGGAGGGCGUACUACAGCCCCACCCCUGGGGAUGCGCAGAACUUUGUGCAGAUCAUCAGCAACCUGCUGGCGGAAGAGAACCGGGACAAGUGGGAGGAGGCCCGGCUGAUGGGCCCCAAUGCCAAGGAGCUCUUCCGGCUGGUGGAGGACUUUGUGGGCGUCAUCGGCUUCCGCAUGAAGGACCUUCGGGAUGCGUACCAGGUCACAGACAACCUGGUCCUCAGCAUCCAUAAGCUUCCGGCCAGUGGAGCCACGGAUAUCAGCUUCCCCAUGAAGGGCUGGCGGGCCACGGGCGACUGGGCCAAGGUGCCAGAGGACAGGGUCACGGUGUCCAAGAGCGUCUUCUCCACAGGGCUGGCAGAGGCUGAUGACUCGUCUGUGUUCGUGGUGGGCACCGUGCUCUACAGAAACCUGGGCAGCUUCCUGGCCCUGCAGAGGAACACGACCGUGCUGAACUCCAAGGUCAUCUCCGUGACUGUGAAGCCCCCACCCCGCUCCCUGCUCACGCCCUUGGAGAUUGAGUUUGCCCACGUGUACAACGGCACCACCAACCAGACCUGUAUCCUGUGGGACGAGUCGGAUGUGCCCUCCUCCCCCGCCCCCCCGCAGCUCGGGCCCUGGUCGUGGCGCGGCUGCCGCACGGUGCCCCUCGACGCCCUCCGGACGCGCUGCCUCUGUGACCGGCUCUCCACCUUCGCCAUCUUAGCCCAGCUCAGCGCCGACGCGAACAUGGAGAAGGUGAUCGUGCCGUCGGUGACGCUCAUCGUGGGCUGUGGCGUGUCGUCCCUCACCCUGCUCAUGCUGAUCAUCAUCUACGUCUCCGUGUGGAGGUACAUCCGCUCGGAGCGGUCUGUCAUCCUCAUCAACUUUUGCUUGUCCAUCAUCUCCUCCAAUGCCCUCAUCCUCAUCGGGCAGACCCAGACUCGCAAUAAGGUGGUGUGCACGCUCGUGGCUGCCUUCCUGCACUUCUCCUUCCUGUCGUCCUUCUGCUGGGUGCUCACCGAGGCCUGGCAGUCCUACAUGGCCGUGACAGGCCGACUCAGGAGCCGCCUCAUCCGCAAACGCUUCCUCUGCCUGGGCUGGGGGCUUCCUGCGCUGGUCGUGGCCAUUUCUGUGGGAUUCACCAAGGCCAAAGGGUACAGCACCAUGAACUACUGCUGGCUCUCCCUGGAGGGGGGACUGUUGUACGCCUUCGUGGGACCGGCCGCCGCUGUUGUGCUGGUGAACAUGGUCAUCGGGAUCCUGGUGUUCAACAAGCUUGUGUCCAAGGAUGGCAUCACGGACAAGAAGCUGAAGGAGCGGGCAGGGGCCUCACUCUGGAGCUCCUGCGUGGUGCUGCCCCUGCUGGCGCUGACCUGGAUGUCGGCCGUGCUCGCCGUCACCGACCGCCGCUCAGCCCUCUUCCAGAUCUUGUUCGCUGUCUUUGACUCGCUGGAGGGCUUCGUCAUAGUGAUGGUGCACUGCAUCCUGCGCAGAGAGGUCCAGGACGCCGUGAAGUGUCGCGUGGUGGACCGCCAGGAGGAGGGCAACGGGGACUCGGGGGGCUCCUUCCAGAACGGCCAUGCCCAGCUCAUGACUGACUUCGAGAAGGACGUGGAUCUGGCCUGUAGAUCAGUGCUGAACAAGGACAUUGCGGCCUGCCGCACGGCCACAAUCACGGGCACGCUCAAGCGGCCGUCGCUGCCCGAGGAGGAGAAGCUAAAGCUAGCCCACGCCAAGGCGCCCCCCGCCAACUUCAACAGCCUGCCAGCCAACGUGUCCAAGCUGCACCUGCACGGCUCGCCCCGCUGUCCGGGCGGCCCCCUGCCCGACUUCCCCAACCACUCACUGACCCUCAAGAAGGACAGGGCACCCAAGUCCUCCUUUGCCGGUGAUGGGGACAUCUUCAAGAAGCUGGACUCGGAGUUGAGCCGGGCUCAGGAGAAGGCCCUGGACACCAGCUACGUAAUCCUGCCCACGGCCACAGCCACGCUGCGGCCCAAGCCCCAGGAGGAGCCCAAGCACAGCAUCCACAUCGAUCAGAUGCCCCAGACCCGCCUCAUCCACCUCAACAUGGCACCUGACGCCGGCCUCCCUGCCCGCAGCCCACCCACCCGCCAGCCCCCAGGCGGUGGGCCCCCGGAGGCCCCCCCUGCCCAACCCCCACCGCCCCCACCACCCCCACCCCCGCCACCCACCCUAGAGCCAGCGCCCCCCAGCCUGGGGGAGCCCGGGGAGCCCGCUACCCACCCGGGGCCCAGCUCGGGGGCCGGGACCAGGAACGAGAACGUCUCCACCUUGUCCGUGAGCUCCUUGGAGCGGCGGAAAUCGCGGUAUGCAGAACUGGACUUCGAGAAAAUCAUGCACACGCGGAAGCGGCACCAGGACAUGUUUCAGGAUCUGAACCGGAAGCUGCAGCACGCGGAGAAGGACAAGGAGGUGCUAGGCCCAGACAGCAAGCCAGAAAAGCAGCAGACACCCAACAAGCGGCCCUGGGAGAGCCUUCGGAAAGCCCACGGGACGCCUGCAUGGGUGAAGAAGGAACUGGAGCCGCUGCCGCCGUCCCCACUGGAGCUGCGGAGCGUGGAGUGGGAGAAGUCAGGCGCCACGAUCCCGCUGGUGGGCCAGGACAUCAUCGACCUCCAGACUGAGGUCUGA
Odobenus rosmarus divergens (Pacific walrus) is the source of this 4731-nucleotide messenger RNA. It is a transcript of the gene ADGRB1, whose product is annotated as brain-specific angiogenesis inhibitor 1. Gene Ontology annotation, cellular component: plasma membrane. The record is from RefSeq and is a predicted model, not a curated record. The coding region runs from base 1 to 4731 and encodes 1576 amino acids. The transcript has 31 exons. Lineage: Eukaryota; Metazoa; Chordata; Mammalia; Carnivora; Odobenidae. Gene Ontology annotation, biological process: negative regulation of angiogenesis; G protein-coupled receptor signaling pathway; cell surface receptor signaling pathway. Gene Ontology annotation, molecular function: G protein-coupled receptor activity.